AUGAGCCAGGAACAUUUACCAGGCUCACUGGACAAUACAGACGGCCAUGACUUAGUCCAGACAGAGCUAGGCGACAGUGCGCUGGCUACCAAUGUCAGAAACGUGCCGAACCCUCCCGAGAUCAAGUACCGGGCAUCUUCCAGGACGCUGGAGGAAACCCUGGCAGAGGGAUUGUCGAAUGAGGAUUUGUGGAUGCUUAUUCGGCGGUUUAACAAGCAAAUCUACUAUGUGAAAGCCGCAGAAGACGCUCCUCAGAAGGUGCUCGACCUUAAUCGCGCCGAAGACGAAAAGUAUCCCCCAGAAAAGCUGCGGAUAACUCUGGAACGAUUCUAUACUUCAGUCGUCAUAGGAUUCUCUAGUUUCUUCAAUCAUAUUGGCAGGCUGCGGUCGUGGAAGGAGCCUCGGCGAACAGCAAAGUUUUGUGCAUUUUAUUUAGUCGCGUGGCUUUUCGAUCUCCUCAUUCCUGCCAUCUCCAGCGUCCUUGUUGCUUUGAUCAUAUUCCCGCCAGUCCGACCAUUGCUAUUCCCAGAACCGGCUGAACCCGAUACAAAGCCAGGGCAGCAUGAAUCGCACGACAGCAUCACUGGUGUUUCGGAGGGACACAAAGGUGAAGCGGCUGAGCAAGAGGCUAGCAACCUAGUCAACAUGGUCGCCACUGUUGCUGUUGAAGGUGCCGCUGGAAAAUACGGCCAGGGUACGGCUGAGAGUUCAACCGAGACUCUGGCUGAAGAGAACCCUGAGACGCCAUCUAUGCCUGGGUCAAUGGAAGUGGUGCCAGUAACAGCAGAGGCGCCGGGUGAGAAUGGCCCGACAGAAGACAAGACCGAAAAGCCUAUGAAAAAGAAGGUAUCCAAGGCUACGAAUCAGACGAUGCGGGUCAUCAGUGAUAUCACAGAUCUUUAUGAGAGAUUUGCCAACGUCUUCUCCCCAACACCGCCAUUCUUUGCUAUCUCAGCUCGUUUGCAAUUGGUAGGAAUAUUGGUCUCUAUCUGCUUGGCCUCGCUCGUCACAUCAAGCUAUGUGAUUGUCAAGGGUAUUGGCUUUGUUAUCGGAUUCGGAUUUUUUGGCGAUCCAAUCUUCGAAUGGACAGUGGACUUUUUGAACCGCAAAGUUCCAAACUGGAAGGAUAAUUUGGACAUACAAAAAACACUUCUGAAAGGAGUCCCUACCAACGCCCAACUCACCCUAACCCUUCUUCGAAUCGGCGAAAUGAACUCCUCUCCUCUCCCCCCUCCACCAGGCUCCUCAAACAUCGAACCCUCAUGGCCUAUAUCCCGCAAGAAAUCCAACAACCUCAUCACCAACGGCACCAACGGCACCAAUAGCGACAACAACAGCGUCAACGACACCAACCAAGACUCCCCAACCGCCGUCCAAAAACAACCCUCCGCCGACUCCCUCGAACCCCCCAAACCCAGCAAACGCCGCUGGCUCACCAAACUCUUCAAAAUCUUCCGCCGCACAAUAUCCACAGCCAUCAAAUCCCAUAUCGCCCUCGACCGCGCCAUGGCCAUCGCCGGCUCUGCACACACCCAACACCUCCUCGGCAUGCUGCAACGCAAAGGCUUCAUAACAGCCCCCAUGGGCCCACUAAAAUUCGAAGCGAAAUUCGAGCGCAAGCGCGGAACAGUCGUCAUCGACUCCUCCAAAGAACCGCCCUUGCUCUACUUCACGACGCAGAACUCGGGUGCGCUGGAUGAUCUGCGGAUCGAGAACCAGAAGGAUAGUAAGGUGCUUUUCCAGAUCCCUGUUACUGAGAUCCGGGAGUUGAAAAAGACGGAGGGGCUGGGGUGGAAGGGGAAGUUGAUUGUGGAGUUGACGGUGAAGAGUAAGGAGGUUGCGGAUGGGUUGGUGGUUUGUGGGAGGGAGGUUGGGCAGUGCUAUCAUUUGACGGGGAUGAAGGGGCGGAAUCAGUUGUUUAACCGGUUGGUGGCGAUUGAUGCGCAGUUUUGGGAGAGUUAUUAG
Molecule: messenger RNA, 1965 nt
Organism: Aspergillus chevalieri
Lineage: Eukaryota; Fungi; Ascomycota; Eurotiomycetes; Eurotiales; Aspergillaceae
Exons: 5
Coding region: 1-1965 (654 amino acids)
Source: RefSeq, a predicted model, not a curated record